Molecule: messenger RNA, 7152 nt
Organism: Bursaphelenchus xylophilus (pine wood nematode)
Lineage: Eukaryota; Metazoa; Nematoda; Chromadorea; Rhabditida; Aphelenchoididae
Source: the annotation of a GenBank genome assembly
AUGGCCACUGAAGUGUUGUCAGGCACAGGUCUGACCUUCGAGAGCACUUCCGAAGUCCCCGGGGGUCUCAAAUUUAUUGAGACCCCCCUAGAGCAGAACUAUGAAUUCUGCGAAGAGUUGGGGAGUGGCCAAUUUGCUCAAGUUCGAAGAGUCGUCAAACGAUCCACGGGUGCCGCCUAUGCGGCCAAAUUCAUUAAGAAGCGGAGAUAUACCACUUCUCGACGAGGGGUACCUCGGGAACACAUUGAAAGGGAAGUUCAAGUUCUCCAGACAAUCGCCGGCCAUCCCAAUGUGAUCGAAUUGCAUGAGGUUUACGAGACCCUGACUGAUGUUGUUCUCAUCUUGGAAUUGUAAGUCCUCUUGGAGGUAACGCUACGUUGUCAGAGUGUCCGGUGGCGAACUGUUCGAUCAUGUAUGCGCCAACGAAUAUCUGGAUGAAGUGGAGGCGGCGGCAUUUAUAAAACAAAUCCUAUUUGGCAUUCAUCAUUUACAUUCCAAACAUGUUGUGCAUAUGGAUAUUAAGGUAAGAACAGUAUAAGAUGCAACAAACCUCCAUAGCCAGAGAAUAUUAUGUUGCGGAGGCGAAACGAGCCUCAGAUUAAAUUGAUUGACUUCGGGUUGUCAAGAAUCAUCAGGCCAGGAGAGCAAGUCAAGGAUAUGAUCGGGACCCCCGAAUUCGUAGGUAAUGAUUCUUUUCAUUCCUCAAUCUUUAUCUACGUAGCGUUGAUGACAUUUUUUCAGCUCCUGAAGUUGUAAAUUACGAACCGUUAGCUCCAGCAACCGAUAUGUGGGCAUUGGGAGUGGUGACAUAUAUACUGUGAGUCCUUUAAAUUUUAAUUUAUCUCUUUAUAGGGCACCGGCCCAAUAUGUAUAGUUGCACAAUUAUUUGACCAGCCAGGCAAUGAGUUGAAAUCACAACUAAUUUUUUUAAUCUCUUGCCAAAAAAUGGAUCUCGGCUAGCCAAAUGUCAAAAUGGCUGUCAAAAGUGUUUCUGCCGUUUCUAUCGUCUGUGACGGCAUUCUAACACUUUGGCUAUCGGAUCCAGUCUUUGUGCUAGUCAUUAAUUUUUUUUAUUAUGUCUAUUUUUAUACACCUAUUCCAUUUUUUGGCUAGCUUUUUUCGAGACUUCAAAGCCAUUCCGACGCUUUGGCUAGCCGAUCAUUGUUUUUGGCUAGUCAUUUAAAAAUUUAGUCGUGAUUUCAACUCAUUCGGUUGAAAAAUUUUGCAACGUUGGCUAUACCUAUUGGGCCGAUACCCGAUCUGCCCCAAAUUAAAUUUAAAUGAAAGGUUGUGCUUUAUAGUCUGAGUGGCGGAUCUCCGUUCCUCGGUGCAAGUCGAGACGAAACCUUUUGCAACAUCACAGCCGUGAAAUACCAUUUCUCUACGCAAUAUUUUGGGAAAGUUUCUCCCCAUGCCAAAGAUUUCAUUGCCCGGUUAUUUGUGAGGGAUAUCAGAAAAAGGGCGACCGUCAACGAUUGCCUCAGGCAUCCUUGGAUUAAGGGUGUGAGUCUUCGAACUUAUUCUGUUCGGUCUUUAAACCACUUUUGAUUAUAUUUUUUUAGCCUGAAAAUGGGAUCGACGACAUUAGAAGGUCGUCCAUCAUCAGCGUAUCUCACAUCCAUUCAUUCAAAAUUAGACAAAAAUGGAGAGUAAGUAAAAUUUUGCACUACCUUUCUGUGCUUCCAAAACAUAACUAAUGCAGCCGCAAUGAAAAAUAAUGUAAGGAUUGUGACAUACUCUGCUCUUGUCUGAGCAGAGAAAAAAGAAAAAAAUCUCCACCAGGAGAGAGCAGAAAUUUACGAAAUGUUACGCAAUUUAAGACAAGUAUUACGCAUUUCUUGUAUAGAGGUCUAACAGACAAGAAAUCGCGGUUUCUAUCCACGACAUCCGGUUUUAUGCGUAUGUCACCAUCCUCAUAUCGCUUGCAAAAGUUUUAUGAAUCAGACUUGAAAACGCGUAAUCUGUUGCGCAAUCUUCUCCAACUUCAGAAAGCCAUCGAAAUCGUCCGACUUUGUGUCCGGAUAACGGUGAAUGAAAGAAGGAGGAUAUCCAUGGGUCUGACCGCUAUCGCAGACUCCAAAUAUGACCCGGUAAGAGAAGACAGCACCACUUACCUUAUAUUAGGAUGACAUCUUGACCAGUGCUAUCCUAGUUGCAUGUGGAGAAACAAAUAUAGGAGCGUUGGAACAACUGGGAAGUCUUUACAGAUUCAAAUUAAAUGUUGCUAAUGCUGUAAGUCAACGUUUUCUGAGAGAACAUUAUAGCAAAAGACAAGUGUCAUUUGACGUUUUUGCAGCUGGGAGAGACCUCGGUUCAUGCGUGCGCGGCAUCGGGAUCCGAGAAACUUUUGAUUUAUCUCCAACGCCGAGGUUGUCCCAUUGAUGUUGUUGAUUCCAGAGGGGAAACUCCAUUGUUUGCAGCUGCUCGAAAUGGUCACGCACAUUUAGUCAGAUAUCUAACGUGCCACAGGAACAAGUUUGUUGAUGUGAACAAAUCAAAUUUGGUAAGCAUUCACAUUGUAGACUUAUAUACUUCUGACUGGUAUGCUAUACUUUGUGAAUGUCUUUAGAACGGAGAAACAGCCCUACACGCAGCUACCCGUUACUCCCAAGUCGAGACAUGCCUCGCUCUUCUUGAGAAUGGAGCUGAUGUUGACAUCCCGGAUGAGGUCCGUUUCAUGUUUUUCAAAAGUCUGAAGUCAUCAAAAAUACAAUUAAGUUAUUUUUAGCAUGGUGAAACCCCGCUUCACAUUGCGAGUUGGUACGGCUAUAGUCUAUUGCUGAGCAUUUUAUGCCGUUUCAAUGCCCGCGUAGAUCUCUUAAAUCAGGUAAGGAAUGUUUUGACAGCAUCGGGACAUUAAAGCGGCGGUUGAGUUAGUGCUCUCCCGAGACUUGCGUUUAGAAUGCAUGGAUUCAACAAGGCGGGGUGGGGGUAAGUCCUCCGAUUGGACAAAAAAUUAGGCGGCUUCAGGAAAAUGACGGAAACCGACUUCGAACAGCGUCCUCUCUUUGUUGGUCUCCAUGGUGAAGAAAGAGAGCGUGUUCGAUAGUAAAGGGUGCGAGGUAACCGAAAAAUAGCACACCUGCCUCAAUGCACACUCACAACGACACGGUCGGGCGGCUUGCUUUAUAUGUUCAUAGUCGAAUUAUUUUUGAGCGAUCCUCCCAGAAAUUUUGGCUCUUUGAAUUUACUUUUUUCGUUGACCGAAGGCGAAUUCAAAUAGACAGUUAUCGAAUAUUUAUUCUCUCGGGGGAGUAUAAUAAGAUAAUUGGCGUGGUGUACGAGGUCAGAGUCUUCUUUGAAGGGCGUGUUUGUACGUGAAUCGUGUUUCGUAAUAGGUCACUUUUGUCCAUCAAAAGGUAUUCGGUAUUUAAGAAGCGAUCCUGGAUCCGGUUACAUCUAGAUCCGAGGAGAAUGUCGAAUACGUACAAGUUGAGGAUGAAGUAGAUGAGUCAUCCUUCCCGGCUGCAGUCUUCACUCCCUCAUCCGAGGAGAAUACAUCUUCGUCUUCGCGAGCAGAACAUCCCGGAAACAUUGUCCGAAAUAUAUUUGCCGAUCCCGAUAAGGUGGCUCGGACGGACCUUGGAACGUUAAUUCAUACUGUGACACGGUCUGUGAGCAAAGAAAUGGCCGACGAAGAGAACAACGACUUUCGUACGAAUCCUUUCCAUCCCCAAUAUAAUGGCUUCAGUCAAAAGACCAAGGGCCCCAUUCUCCCAUUUGAGGCAUCGACGCUCGAUCUGUACAGCGACACCUUUUCCAGUCCUCAUGUUCCAUCUUUAUGGCAACUGGAGAGCAAGUAUAGGCCUAGUGAAGUUUUGAUGGGCCUCUCAAACAACAAUCCGUUCAGAACCGAGGCCUGGCAGCCUCCAGAACGGUCGAUUAAUACGGCUCGACCGAAUUACGAACAAGAAUGCUCUGAGGCUACGGGCCAUUCGAAAUUCGAUGGCAGAUUCACAGAAGGGGAUUUCCCUAGUCAAAAAAACCAGCUUAUCUUCAGUUCCAGUGCUCCGGCCACUUCUAGAAAGCUUGCGCCUUGUGCUGUAUCAUAUCCGUCGACUUCGGUCUUUAUACAAUUAGUUAACAGCGCAUUUGAGGCAGGAUUAGUGCAUCCGGAUGGGAGGUACUACCCUGAUGGAUGCUGCACGGUAUGUGGGACGUUUUGGAAAGGUAGCGGGGAAUCAUGUAAUCAAAGUAUAAUAUGUUUUUUUAAAUAAUUGCGAAUCUUUUUCAGGAUGACGAAACAGCUCUUCACUGUGCAGCCACGAGAGGUCACAUGGAAUGUGUGCAAAGUCUUCUCGAGAGCGGUGCCCCCAUCGACGCUCAAGAUCAGACUGGCCAAACAGCUCUACAUUUGGCUCUACGGAGAUCCCACCUGGAUAUUGCAUUAUAUUUGAUUACUAAAGGAUCUUGCUUUGAUGUUCCAGAUCAGGUAAGCGGAAUUCCAAUAUUGGUAUGUGGAUUUGUAGAACGGUGACACCCCUUUGCAUGUGAGCAGUAAGCUUGGAUUAAUCGCCGCCGUCCAGACCCUUUGCCACAUUGGCGCGGCCGUUGAUGUUGUCAAUAAAAAGAAUGUAACUCCCUUACAUUUGGCAGCACGUGAAGGGCACAUCGAGGUAGUCAGAUGUCUCAGUCUUUCUAAUGCUGACACCACAAUCAAAGACAAUGAAAAUCAUACAGCCGCGGAACUUGCUUUGGCGAACUCUCAUGAAGAUGUGUAUAAUCUUCUAAAUCGAGUGGCAUCUGUAAGUUAAGAUGAUUUAAUGACUGAAAUAUUUUUUAGGAACAAGUACGAGAGAGAUGUAUUCAGCAACUUUGUCCAAUGGAUACUUGUCUGCGGCGAAUCAAACUCAAACUGUUUGGUCAUUCCGAAGUGGGCAAGUCAAGAUUGGUUGAAGCCCUCCAGCAGGGUGUCAUUGAUUCCUUCAUCACGGCUGUGUCUCGGAGGUUCUCUGACAAUCUCGGCGUCACUUCCCCAGCAUCAAAUGGAAAAGAAAAAAGAGUGUCUGACGAGGGCAUCCAUAGUUGUUCAUCGAGUUCCGUCUCAUGCCAUGACGCCUUCUUCAACGAUCGGUCUAUAGCCGGGACUACAGCUUUUAAACGCCCAACUCACCUAAAUUACACCAGAGGCAUAGAUGUGUUCAAUGUUAAUUUUCCAAACUGCGGAGAGUUCUCAGUUUGGGAAUUCGGAGGAUACGAAAGUUAUCAUAUCAUCUACGAUCACUUCGUAGGAAACACGGACUGUAUUCAUGUUGUUGUCAUCAAUGGGGCAGAUCCAACAGAAGUACAAUACAAAGAGGUUUUGUAUUGGAUGAAUUUCCUGAAGGGUCGUGUCACUCCUUCUGAGCCCAUCGGCCACUGUGGAGUUGUUUCUAGGAGGUCAAAGGUGGUGAUCGUGGGGACCCAUGCCACCCCACAACAAUAUCCUGAAAAGACUUCUGACGGGGAAUUCACAAGUUCCGACGCCGAUGCAAUGAUGAAAACUAUCCGGCUCCGCUUCGAAACCCAUUUUGAUAUUCACGAGAAACUCGUUCUUCUCGACGCCGCCAAUCCUAAAUGUAAUGGACUAAAAUCCUUGAGGGCCUACUUGCAGUCAGCACGGAAUUCCAUCGUCGAGGUAAGUUCUAUUUUCUUGGAAAGCUAUGAUGAUUUUGCGAUACUAUAAACAAACCUUUUCAGCGCCUCCAGCGACCGCUUUCCCUGUUGGAUGAGAGCGUCACCUUUCUUGGGACUCUUCGACAAAAAUACACAGCAUUUCCCGUCAUUACAUGGGUUACUUUUACGAAUGUAGUCCGAGAAGAAAUCAACCCGCUCGCUUCGGAUUCCCAUUGUCGUCAGCUGAUUCAGCAGUUACAAUUAAUAGGAGAAGUUGUUUAUCUCAGAGAUGAGAGCUCCGAACUGGACUACGUGGUUUUAGUUCCCGAAUGGUUAGGUUCUCAUAUUCUCGGGACUCUUCUUUCUGCGCAGUUUCUGGCUCAAACGAAAGCGCAUGGAUGUUAUACUGUCAAUCAGUUUGCCACCAUCUUCCCAGAAAUUAAGGAAACAUCUCAGUUGUUACAUAUGCUUGAUACAUUACAGGUUGGCUUAAAGCAUUUAAAUACCCGUAAUUUUUUCGUGAUAGUAAUAGUAUAACUUUAGUUGUGUGUCACAGUCGAUAAUGGAGAUGAGAAAACGUACGAAUUUCCUUCAUUUAUUAUGAGUGACCCACCCAAAGAUGUUUGGCCAAACAAUCGACAAAAUCACGUAUACGGUGGAUUAAGAGUAGUUCCCAUGCGAGGAAUGGAACGAUCCCUUCAAAGCACAUUUCCUCGCAUUCAAGUGGCCUUAAGGCGCAGCAUGAAUGAUUUCCAAGAUCCGAUUGAUGCAGACCUGCAGCAAUGGAAUGGAUGCAGCAAGAUAUGCUCCGGAUCAAUGGAAGCAUUGGUCCGACUGCAUGGGGACGCGGUGGAGAUACAGGUCAGAGGCCCAAGGGACAAUGCCUCAGCUUGUGUAUAUUUCAUGGAAGACCUCGCAAAUCUUGUGGAACAAACAGCCAGCGAAGUUGCUCCAGGAAUCUCGCUUGAGCGUCAUUUUCUCUCUCCGAAGCAUCUUGUCACCCACCGAUCAAAUCCGGCUUCAUUUCCACCAGAGGAAAUUAUGGCGAUGCAGCAGCGAGAGUCAUUAACUAUAUUCAACAGUGAAGGAGAAGAAGAGCUCUUUACAAACGUCGUUUGCUUCGGAUCACGCGAAGUCGCGGCCGUUCUCACACUGGGAAUAGACGUGUCCGUCUCGCAGUUACAGCUGAACGCUCGAUGUGAGUUGGCAUCUCUUCUGGAUCCGCCCGACAACAUGGGCCGAGACUGGUCGAUCCUCGCAGUCAAAUUGAACCUAACCGAUCAAUUGCCGGAGGUAGACUCAACUGGUCAAAGUCUUUCACGCACAGAUCAACUUCUGGCUGAAUGGGCACUUCAAUGCCCAGAGGUCGCUUCUAUCGGCCGGCUGUGUUCCAUUUUGGAGGAGAUGGGAAGACAAGACGCCAGGGAUGUCCUUUACCGGACAGUUCCCCUUUACUUGUUCGCCCCCUUCGAAGAAAAUCCAGGUAUAAAUGUUGGCAAUGGGCUUCCACAGACUGAUUCGGGUGUCACUUCAGUUUCGCAUUCGACGGGCGACUGA